This is a messenger RNA of Branchiostoma floridae (Florida lancelet), 1726 nucleotides long. RefSeq names its product zinc finger protein 468-like. The record is from RefSeq and is a predicted model, not a curated record. Lineage: Eukaryota; Metazoa; Chordata; Leptocardii; Amphioxiformes; Branchiostomatidae. Gene Ontology annotation, molecular function: DNA-binding transcription factor activity, RNA polymerase II-specific; RNA polymerase II transcription regulatory region sequence-specific DNA binding. The transcript has a single exon. Gene Ontology annotation, biological process: regulation of transcription by RNA polymerase II. Bases 36 to 695 code for a protein of 219 amino acids. Gene Ontology annotation, cellular component: nucleus.
ACUCUGCCUCUUGGAAAGCCGGCAUAAUCCAACACAUGAUCAAACACAGCGGCGAAAGACCUUACAAGUGUGAGGAAUGCGACUAUAGGACAGGGCGUAAACUGACCCUUAUUCGACACCUUAGAACACAUACAGGUGAGAAGCCGUUCAAAUGUGACCAGUGCUACUAUUCUGCUGCACGGAAAUACAACUUGGACCGGCACAAGCGUACCCACACUGGUGAGAAAACCUUCAUGUGUGAACUUUGCGGAUUUGGGACAAAUAAGAGAUCAGCUCUAAGUGUUCAUAUAAGGAGCCAUUCGGGUGAGAAACCCUACAAGUGCGAGCAGUGCGACUUUUCUUGUAAACAAAAAUUCCAGUUAAAAAGACACAUGGUCACACACUCCGGUAAAAACCCUCAUGUGAGUGAAGAGGUCGUAUUCAGGACAGCUAAAAAGUCUGAACUAAGCACAAAUAAAGGGAAACAGAAAAGAGAGAGGCCCUACAAGUGUGACCAGUGCGACUAUUCUACUGCCCGAAAGUGUCAUCUAGAACGUCACAUGUUUAAACACACCGGGUUAAAACCCUACUCUUGUGAGCAGUGUGAGUACACCACGUUUAAAAAGUCCAUUCUCACGUCACACAUGACAAAGCAUAGUUUCAAAAAAACCUACAAGUGUGAUCAGAGUUCUCGUCAGCCUGGAAGAACUGUUUAGUCCAACACAUGGUUGAACACACCGCUGAGAAAGGCUAUACGUGUGGGAUGCUAGCAAGGCUAAACUAUCUGCACAUAUGAGAAAACAUACUGGUGAAAGACCCUACAAGUGUGACCAGUGCGACCUUUCUGGCAAUUCUGCUGCACACAAGGUAAAUCUAGACCGCCACAUAAACACACUAGAGAUAAGCCCUACAUGUGUGAUGAGUGUGGUUAUAGGACGGCAUUAAGACAUUUUCUGAAGAGACAUAUGGCAAAACAUACAGGAGAAAAGCCGUACAAAUGUGACCGGUGCUACUAUUCUGCUGCACGGAAGUAUAACUUGGACCGACAUAAUAAGCGCAGACACAGUGGUAAAAUAAAGAAAUGAAUGAACAUGAACUGAACGCCCCUUUGUCUCUAGUAUCUAAAAUAUUUAGUAACGAGAAACGAAUAACAGUGACGUUUUGGUAUGAAGAAAAAACGAUCGAUCAAAAGUUGCACAUGGUUCAACAAAGACAAACAUUCCAAGGAUGUGCGAGUUUACGGACGGUUUCAUUGGUCUCAGAUCUCCAACCGGACUGGUCUCAGAUCUCCAACAGGUGUAUAUUACGUCAGGUGUAAACUCUGUUCUAGCUGAGGCGACGACCCCGUCCAUUGUACAAAUACAGCCUGGACCUGAAAUGUUUAUCUCUAUCUUUUUUUUAUAAUUAACAGAUUAACUUUUGUACAGAUUAUCUUUAUCUUUAGUUACUUGUUUGCCGUUUUUUGUCCUGUUCAACCAUUUGUUUUGCAUUCUGGUGGUACUUGCCAUGUACAAACAAGAUGUUAGAUGUAUGUGUGUAGCACUUGUUUAGUAACUCGUAAUAAUCACCUAACAAAUGCCAAGGAACUACGUUUAGAACUCUUCUUAUAUAUCUAUGUAUAACUAUAACUGUAGAUAGAUAAGUAGUUAUGUAGAUAGAUAGAUAGAAAGUUAAGGUGCAUACUUAUAUACAUGUAUGUAGGUAUAUUAAGAUAUAUAAAGAUAAAUACAGCUAUGUGCGUACGUCA